UUAGUAUUCAUUCCCACGAAUUUGCAGACUCCUUUUACUAAUAAUAAAACCAAAUAAUUCAAUGGAACCUCCUAGCAACCUCUGUUUGACUGAAGAUCCAUGUAAAGAUGAACCUAAUUUUGAAGUUGUCUACAACUCUGUUAAGGAGGCUAUUAGUAUGGGGAUUCAUCCUGUAAGAAUAAGCCAAGGGAGUAGUGGUAGCUACUUUGUUCGUAAUUCUCGAUAUGAGAUUGUCGGAGUUUUCAAACCACGGGACGAGGAGCCUUACGCUAUCUUUAAUCCCAAGUGGAUUAAAUGGCUCCACCGAACUAUUUGUCCUUGUCUCUUCGGGAGACCUUGUUUAUUUCCGAAUCAGGGUUACCUAUCUGAAGCAGGCGCUAGUAUCGUUGACAGGCACUUAAAAUUAAACAUCGUACCAGUGACUAAAAUUGUUGAAUUCUCCAGCACGAGUUUUAAUUACGGCUGUAAAUAUAAAUAUUUUUAUAAAAAUGUAAAACUUCCAGAGAAAGUCGGUUCUUUACAGCUCUACAUGAAAGACUAUAUUGAAGCGUCAGCACUUCAUACGGAUUUUUCUUUGAAUACUUCAUUGAAAGCGCAGUUUAUAGAGGAGUUUCAAAAACUUACAAUUCUGGAUUAUAUAAUAAGAAAUACUGAUCGUGGCAAUGAUAAUUGGCUAGUGAAGAUUUAUGAAGAACCGGAAGUUCUUAAUAAUAAUGAUCAUAAUGAUAACGAUAAUAAUAAUAAUAAUAAUAAUAAUACAAACACUAAAGCUUGCCAGUUUGUACGUAUAGCGGCCAUUGAUAACGGUCUUUCAUUUCCUUAUAAACAUCCGGAUCCCUUUCACUGGGUUUGGUUAUCAUAUGCAAAAACUCCAUACACUGAAACUAUUAUUAGUAAAAUCCUCCCGCUUAUAAAGAAUAAUAAUGUAAUUAAAACAAUGCAAAACGAACUUUUGGAGCUGUUCUGCCAAGAAAAAGCUUUCACUCUUCAAGGAUUCAUAAAGCAGAUGUCGAUUAUGCACGGACAAAUAAUAAACCUCAUUGAGGUAUUGGAAAAAAAAUUAUCUCCUUUUGAUUUGGUGAUGAUGCCGCCGCCAAAAUGUAGAACAUUAAGUAAUUCUUUUGACUCCCCACUCUCCAAUUGA
Zophobas morio is the source of this 1144-nucleotide messenger RNA. RefSeq names its product phosphatidylinositol 4-kinase type 2-beta-like. Gene Ontology annotation, cellular component: fungal-type vacuole membrane; plasma membrane; endosome. The coding region runs from base 62 to 1144 and encodes 360 amino acids. The transcript is spliced from 10 exons. Gene Ontology annotation, molecular function: 1-phosphatidylinositol 4-kinase activity. The record is from RefSeq and is a predicted model, not a curated record. NCBI's taxonomy places the organism in Eukaryota, Metazoa, Arthropoda, Insecta, Coleoptera, Tenebrionidae. Gene Ontology annotation, biological process: phosphatidylinositol phosphate biosynthetic process; endosome organization; Golgi organization.